CCACUCGAUCGUACGCGGGGAGACAUGUUUCAGAGCAGCAUCACCAAGCUGCUGCUGCUGCUACUGUACCUCCCUUCCAGCUCCUGUGCGAUUGACAAUGGCAGCGACUCCGCCCCCAUCGUGACCCUCGACUACGGCGCCUUCCGCGGCCGCCAUGACGCCGCCUACAACAUAACGCUCUUCCGGCGUCUGCCCUUCGGCGCGUCGACCGCAGGCGCAAACCGUUUCCGUGCUCCUCAACCCCCGGAACCAGUCCCCAAUGGCUCCGUCUACGACGCCGACCGCCCCUUCGACAUGUGUCCCCAGCGCACCGUCAACGGCUCCGAGGACUGCCUCUACCUGGGCCUGUACGCCCGACCCUGGACGGACCCGCGCGUAAAGCGUCCUGUGUUGGUCGUCUUCUACGGCGGAGGUUUCAUCCAGGGAAGCGCGAGCUUCGACGUCCCCCCGCCCAUGUACCCCGUCCUGAACGCGAGCGCGGAGAACGACUUCAUCACCGUGUUGCCGAACUACCGCACCGGCGCCUUCGGUCUCCUGCCCGGCGCUGCGUUGAAAGACGCUCCGGACGCGGACCUCAAUGCGGGCUUGCUCGACCAGCGCGCCGCGCUACAAUGGGUACGGAAGCACAUUGCGGCCUUCGGCGGUGAUCCCGACAACGUGACAAUCCAGGGCCAGUCCGCAGGAGGAGGCUCCGUGGUCGCGCAGGCGCUGGCACAGCAGCAGCAGGACAAAAAAGAAGAGCGGCUAUUCCAGCGCGCGUGGGCCAGCUCCCCAUUCUGGCCCAAGACGUACCGCCACGACGAGCCCGAAGCCGAAGCGCUCUUCGCGCAGCUCGCCGAGCGCGUCGGCUGCGCGGACGCCACCACAGCGGCUGGGACGCUAGCUUGUCUCAAGAGUGCGGACUUGCAGGCCUUGCGCGAGGCCAGUCUCGCAAUCGCGGGCUCGCACACCUUCAACACGAGCUCCUACACCUGGGCCCCGAUCAUCGACGGCGACUUCCUGCGCGCCCCGCUGUCUGCCACUUCGCGGUUCGAGUCGCUCGACGCAGCCGUGGUGAGCUACAACAGCCACGAAGGCGAGAACUUCGUGCCCGGGGGGCUGGGGUCUGCCGCAGGCUCGGACGGGUUCAACAGCAGCGAAGCAGGCUUCGAGGCCUGGCUGCGGGGAUUCUUGCCGCGGCUGAGCGGGCCGCAGCGCGAUGAGGUGCGGAAGCUGUAUCCGGCUGCUGGGGAGGUCGAGCACCUUGGCUGGAACGCGAGUGAGGCACGUACGCGCGCAGGAGUUGUGUAUCGGGAUGUUGUGCUCGUGUGUCCGGGGCUGAGGUUGGCGCGGGGGACGCAGGCGGCGGAGACGAGGAAGAAGGCAGGGCAGGGGGACGUGCAAGAGAUGAAGAACAAGAACGGAAAGGGAUACGUGAUCGAGUACACGAGCCCGCCCGCCAAGCACGGCAGCGACACGGUGUGGUGGAACAAGCCGUCGGGCAUGGUCUACGCCAACGCGUCGGCCAUGCGCACAUACGAGGGGUACGCGGGCGCGAUGGGCCGGUUUUUCAUGGCUGGUGAUCCGAAUGCUGGGCGGGACGGAGGCGUGCCUGCUAUGCCGGAGGUGGGGGCUGCGGAGGAGUGGGUGAUUGGUGAUGAGGGGCGGUUUGAGACGGCUGGGAUGGGGAGGUUGGAGGAACGGUGCGCGUUCUGGAGGGGGGUGGGGGGUGGUGUGCCGUUUUAGGUGGGUAAGUGUGUGUGUAUGUGCCUGCGAUUAGCAGAUUGGUCGUUCCUCCAUCUUCACGGACGGGUAGAUUUCAAGAGAAAGAGCGGGAGUACAGAGAGACCAGACCCUAUAUUAUAAUAUCACGUUUAGAGAAGCCUCUUCCAAAUCCCACUACAAGACCCAAAAAUACUACCAUCAUCCUCUCACAGUACUCACUAUCCCUCAAACGAGAAAUAAAGAGCUACACUACAACCCUCAGUCCCUCUGGAGACAACCUCGGAUCACCCCUUACAACCUCACCGG
Aplosporella prunicola CBS 121167 is the source of this 2010-nucleotide messenger RNA. RefSeq lists its product as uncharacterized. Lineage: Eukaryota; Fungi; Ascomycota; Dothideomycetes; Botryosphaeriales; Aplosporellaceae. Bases 25 to 1725 code for a protein of 566 amino acids. The record is from RefSeq and is a predicted model, not a curated record. The transcript is spliced from 2 exons.